Messenger RNA from Exophiala bonariae, 483 nucleotides. RefSeq lists its product as uncharacterized. NCBI's taxonomy places the organism in Eukaryota, Fungi, Ascomycota, Eurotiomycetes, Chaetothyriales, Herpotrichiellaceae. Gene Ontology annotation, molecular function: acyltransferase activity, transferring groups other than amino-acyl groups. The transcript has a single exon. Bases 1 to 483 code for a protein of 160 amino acids. The record is from RefSeq and is a predicted model, not a curated record.
AUGGAUCCUUCACUGUUGAAUCGGUCCUGGACACAUGAGCAAGGGUUUCAACUCUCCACCAACCCAAAUCAAAUCCCUCUUUCCGACCUCAAUGACUUCUUUUCCGAUAUGCCGUGGGCAAACCCCUUGCCAGAGGCGGCACUGAGAAACCUAAUCCGCCAAUCGCUGUGCUUCGCAUUAUACGACGUCCACAACGCAGACCACAAGCUCGUUGGAAUUGCACGGUGGAUCAGCGAUUUUGUGUCGGUGGCAUACCUAACAGAUGUUUAUCUCCUACCAGCUUAUCGGUCGCAGGGUUUGGGGAAAUGGAUGAUGAGCUGUAUUGACGAGACUUUUCACUCAAUGGAGCAUCUUCGUGGUAUGAUCUUGAUUGUCGACCGUGGUGGCGGCGAGGAGAUACUUUACAGGAAGUACCUCGGCAUGGACGACUUGCAAAGUCCCGCAAUCUUACUGGAUCGGAAAGGCCGUGGAUCUGCUAGAUAG